AAUAAAGUUUGAUUGUGAAUACAAAAGAGACAAUUCAAAAUAGAUUUUUUUAUCUGCUAGAAAUAAUAAAAUAGUACUUUGAAAAAUAUGGAAAUUGGCGAAAUGUUUAAUCCAGCCGAUCACGGGCUAACUAAAGACUUCCGUCUUACCAAUUUUUCAACAUUAAGAGGGUGAGGCUGCAAGUUGCCUGAAGAGGCACUCAACAAGUACCUCCGGGAAACAGAUAUUUUACACAAAGUCGCUCAUAAUGAAAACAAACAAGAUAAAGAUGGAUUUAUUGGUUCUGGAAUGGAUUGUGCUGUGAUUCCACUAUAUCGUCACAAAAACUAUUUUCUCGUUCAAACUGUGGACUACUUUUAUCCUUUGGUUAAUGAUCCCAAAGUUAUGGGUAAAAUUGCUUUAGCCAAUGUGGUUAGUGACAUAUAUGCAGUAGGUGUUACAACAUUCGAUAAGCUGAAUAUGAUCGUUAGCGUUUCAACUAACUUUACCGAAUUGGAGCGUGACGUUGUCCUUCCGGAAAUAGUUAGUGGUUUUCUCGAAUCAGCAAAAGAGGCUGGUUGUCGUGUACAUAUCCAGAGUGUAUCUUACAAUCCAUGGUGUAUUAUUGGUGGCAUAGCCAGUUCUUUAUGUACAGAAUCAGAGAUUAUAAUGCCUUCCAAUGCUAAGGAAGGUGAUGCCAUUAUACUAACUAAACCGCUGGGUACACAACUAGCUACUAACGCAUAUCUCUGGAUGGAGGAAAGAAAUGAUAAAUACAUUAAAUUAUCCACUCACUUAAGUGACGAUGAUAUAAAAAAGACUUUCAAUAAUGCUGUUAAGUCAAUGACAUUCCUCAACAAGAUAGCCGCCGAAUUAAUGCACAAAUACAAAGCGCAUGCUGCAACAGACGUCACGGGUUUUGGUCUACUGGGGCAUGCUAAGAAUCUCGCACGUUUUCAAAAGGAACGCUUAUCGUUUGAAUUAAAUAAGUUGCCUAUUAUAACAAAUGUAGUUACUAUCAGUGAAAUACUUGGACAAGAUCGUAAAUUGAAAUUAGGUAAAGCAGUUGAAACAUCCGGUGGCCUUUUAAUAUGUUUACCAGCGUGUGAAGCUAAAUCAUUUUGCGAAGACUUCGCUGCAAUGACUAAAAAUAAACAACACGCUUGGAUUAUUGGUAGCGUGAAAAGCACCGAGGAGGAAGGUAACGCAUUUCUUGUCGAAAAUCCAGAAAUUAUAGAAGUUGACCAAUAAAAACAUCUUCAUUUCUCACCUGUAGCCACUUCACUAAUACUAAUGCCUUUAAGUAGUUAAGUAUGAUUUGUACUUAAAAACUAAAGGAUUCAAUAGAUGACGAGGUUUUCGUAAAGAUGUUUUGUCAUGAAAACCUCUGAUAAAGUUUUGAUCCCAAAUUUUUAAGCAAAUCGUAUGACACUAUAUAUACAUAUAAAUUAUUGUAUGAAAUGUAAUGAGCGUCUAAAAAGUUAAUAUAUCCAACCAAUGACGAUAUUUUCUUAAAGAUUUUUAAAUCAGGAAAAUUUCUGAUUAAUUUUUGGUUUUAAC
Messenger RNA from Ceratitis capitata (Mediterranean fruit fly), 1539 nucleotides. RefSeq names its product selenide, water dikinase 2 (gene Sps2). The record is from RefSeq and is a predicted model, not a curated record. Gene Ontology annotation, biological process: L-selenocysteine biosynthetic process. The transcript has 2 exons. Gene Ontology annotation, cellular component: cytoplasm. NCBI's taxonomy places the organism in Eukaryota, Metazoa, Arthropoda, Insecta, Diptera, Tephritidae. Gene Ontology annotation, molecular function: ATP binding; selenide, water dikinase activity.